Varanus komodoensis (Komodo dragon) is the source of this 3705-nucleotide messenger RNA. RefSeq names its product aminoadipate-semialdehyde dehydrogenase (gene AASDH). Gene Ontology annotation, molecular function: protein binding. Gene Ontology annotation, biological process: amino acid activation for nonribosomal peptide biosynthetic process. NCBI's taxonomy places the organism in Eukaryota, Metazoa, Chordata, Lepidosauria, Squamata, Varanidae. The transcript has 16 exons. The record is from RefSeq and is a predicted model, not a curated record. The coding region runs from base 423 to 3701 and encodes 1092 amino acids.
GUUUGCGCCUGCCCGACUCCUCACGCCGCCUGCCUCUUUCUCAUUCUCUACCGGGAAUCGGCCUUCCUUCCGUCGUAGGUAGAAAUUUAUCAGAUUGACCGGAGGGGAAGCGGCAGCCGAUUUGCUUGCUUAUGAGGAGGCCAAGGUUUGUUUCUGCCUCUCCAGUCCUUAAAGCAAAAAGCGACUUCGGCGUAACGAAGAGCCGCCGGGGCGGCGCUUUCCUAGCCGGUUCCUUCAGGGAAGCGCAGCACCCUGGGACGCUGCGGCUGAAAAGCCGGCCUGUCUCAUAGUUUUUGAUUCAAUGGACUUAGUAUUAACUGCAGCAUAAAAAAAUGAAUGAUGAUACUUUAGGGUAUCCUUAAAAGUAUGCUGAAUGCUGAGAGCAACAUUCGUUAUAUAGGUAUGCAGUAUAAAUAUUGGCGAUGACUCUUCAGGAAAUGGUUCAAACUGCAGCCAGGCUAUAUGCUGAGAGAAGAGCAGUGUGCUUUGACGAAUGCAACAAUCAGACUCCAGUUGUCUACACGUACAAGACAGUUAUCAAUCUAGCCACAGAACUUACAGAUUUCCUGAGGGAACAUUGUCAUCUCUCUGAAAAUGUCGAAAUAGGCCUCUACUGCCACACAGGGAUAAAUCUGCCUUCUUGGAUUAUAGGAAUUCUCCAGGUACCAGCUGCAUAUUCUCCUAUUGAUCCUGAUGUCCCACCAAACCUGUCUGCUUUUUUCAUGAAGAAAUGUAACUUCCAAUACAUCCUUGUAGAAAAAGACAAAGUUGAUAAAUUUACAGCAGCACAUGGAUAUUUGUUCAGCUGUAAUUCCCUUGAAAUGCAAAAAGUUGGUUUAAUUCUUUUCCAGCAGAACAACAGUAAUACAAAUGUAAAUCCAUUGUUACAACAUGUGAAUGAGAAAAAUGAAAGCUUUGCAAUGACAAACAGCUGGGAAUCUCAUAUCUUGGACAAAGAUGAGACAAAACCAUCGAAAGAACUGUUGGAUGUUAGACAAAAACACUCUAUAGCAUAUGUUUUGCAUACAUCUGGAACAACAGGAGUCCCCAAGAUUGUCAGAGUGCCCCAUAAAUGCAUAGUACCAAACAUUCUUCAUCUUCGAGAGAUAUUUAAAAUCACCCCAGAUGACACAGUGUUCAUGGCCUCUCCCUUGACAUUUGACCCAUCUGUAGUUGAGCUCUUCAUUGCUUUGGCAACUGGGGCUUCACUUCUUAUCGUACCUAAAAUGAUUAAAAUGAUGCCACAGGAGUUGUCCAAGGUUCUCUUUCAGCACCACAGGGUAUCAGUGUUACAGGCUACACCAACCCUUCUGAGAAGAUUUGGAGUUCAGCAUAUUAAAUCAACUGUGCUGUCUGCAGAUACAUCUCUGCGAAUCUUGGCUCUUGGUGGAGAAGCCUUCCCUGGACUAGAUGUGCUGAGAAGCUGGAGAGGAAAAGGAAACAAAACUCACAUAUUUAACAUGUAUGGUAUUACAGAAGUCUCCUGCUGGGCCACUUGCUACAACGUUCCUGAGGAGUUUUUUAGCACUGAUCACCGAUUUGAUUUGCUUGUACCACUUGGAACCCCACUGUCUGGAACGAUAGUUGGAGUCAAAGCGGCUAAUGGUUCUGCCAUUCUAGAAGGUGAAGGUCAAGUGUUCCUAGGAGGUGAAGAACGUGUCUGUUUCCUUGAUGAUGAAGUAACACUGCCUAUGGGCACAGUUAGAGAAACUGGAGACUUUGUAAUAGUUAAGGAUUGUGAGAUGUUUUUCUUGGGACGAAAAGACAAUCAAAUUAAGCGUCAUGGGAAGCGUCUUAACCUUGAAUAUGUACAGCAGAUUGCAGAAGGCUGCUGUCAAGUGGAAACCUGUGCUGUGAUAUGGUAUCAGGAGGAAAAAUUAAUUAUUUUCGUUGUGCCCAAAGACAUUUUUAAGAAGAGAGAUCUUCUGAAGAAACUCAAGGAAUGUCUUCCUAGCUAUGCAGUCCCGGAUGAACUUUUGCUGAUUGACAGUUUGCCAGUAACAUCACAUGGCAAAAUUGAUGUGUCUGAACUGAGCCUGAUUUAUAAUAAUCAUCUGAACUCUAGAAAGAGAGACAGUAAGCUGAUCAAGGAAGAAGAAUUAUGGGAAAGAUUGCAGAGUGUGUGGAAGUCUCUCCUAAACCUUCCAGAUGAUUCCGGCAACAUUUUAAAAGACUCAUUGUUUUUGCACAGUGGUGGAGAUUCCUUAAAAUCAUUGCAGUUCCUUGAUGAAAUUGAACAUAUGGUAGGCAGGACUGUCCCCAGCCUCUUGGAAAUUAUUCUCAGUAACUCCAUUGGAGAAGUGUACAACCAUGUCCUAAAAACAGUUUUCCCAAAGGAUGACUUAAAAUUAAGCUGCAGUGGUGCUGUAAAAAGAAAAGUGAGUGGGGGCAGCAGCGAAGAGCCCAGUAAAAAGUAUGGCGAACCAAAAUCAGAAAGGUCCUUGGCAGCUGAGGCAGCUGCAGUUAGAUUUAUUGCAGUAAGCCGAGGAAACCGGUCAUUGUCCAUUGGUGAGCCCCUGAAGAAGGAGGAUAUAAGUGAGAGUGAAAUUUUGAAGAGUAAGUGUGAUAAAGGAAAGUUCAGCAAUGCAAAUAUAAUGGAAACGGAGUCUAUUAAAAAAAGUCCUGGACAAGAAACUCUUGGACAAACAGCUGAGAAGUUGAUGUUGCACAUACGAUGGAAAUCAGACCUGGGCAAAUGUGUGGAUGCAUCUCCAUUGAUUCUGAUAUCGAUCACUGAAAAAGUAUCUGCCUUCGUAUAUAUUGGGUCCCAUUCGCAUGUGAUUCAAGCACUUGACCUACAUUCAGGAGAUGUCAAGUGGGAGAGAAAACUUGCUGAUCGUAUUGAAUCUUCCGCUUGUGCAUCUAAAUGUGGGAACUUCAUCAUUGUUGGAUCUUAUAAUGGAGUGGUAUAUGUACUCAGAAGCAAUAAUGGUGAAAUACACUGGUCAUUUGCCACUGAUGACGCUGUGAAAAGUUCUGCAGCUGUGGAUCCUUCCACAGGGCUGGUCUUCAUUGGAUCGCAUGACCAGCAUGUAUAUGCUUUAGAUAUUUAUAAAGAAGAGUGUGUCUGGAAGUUGCACACUGAAGGUGGAGCUGUAUUUUCCUCUCCGCAACUCCAUCUUUUACCCCAUCACCUGUACAUUGCAACACUCGGGGGACUGCUACUAGCCAUAAAUCCCCUUAUGGGGAAUACAGUUUGGAAAAGAGGUUGUGGAAAGCCUCUCUUCUCCUCACCACAUUGCAACGAGGACUAUGUGUGUGUGGGUUGUGUAGAUGGAAAUUUGUAUUGCUUUAGCCAUUUUGGAGAAAAGGUUUGGGAGUUUUCCAGCAAUGGACCAAUUUUUUCAUCACCAUGUAUUUCAAAUUUAGCAAAAGAUACAUUCUUCGGUUCUCACGACUGCUUUACCUACUGCUGUGAUAUGGAAGGUAAUUUAUUGUGGAAAUUUGAAACCACGUCUGCUGUAUAUGCGACCCCAUUUGUUUUCCAUAGUCAUGGUAAAACACUACUGGCAGUGGUAUCUACAGAUGGCAGCAUAUGGAUCCUGAACAGCAAGAGUGGGUUAGUAGAAGGGACAGGGAAACUUCCAGGAGAAGCGUUCUCCUCUCCUGUGGUGUGGGGUACAAUGAUCAUUGUGGGCUGUAGAAACAACUAUGUUUAUUGCUUAGAUGUAUGUCUGUCCGAAACCAAUAAAAUUGUAUAACUGA